Messenger RNA from Phascolarctos cinereus (koala), 5147 nucleotides. RefSeq names its product CASK interacting protein 2 (gene CASKIN2). The record is from RefSeq and is a predicted model, not a curated record. Gene Ontology annotation, molecular function: protein binding. NCBI's taxonomy places the organism in Eukaryota, Metazoa, Chordata, Mammalia, Diprotodontia, Phascolarctidae.
AGAAGGGCCGGCGGGAGCUGUGCUCUGGAAUUGCAAGGGGCUGAGGUGGGAUCCUGAGAACUUAGGCGAGGCGGCUGGACCUGGAAGCGGCCACAGCUGAAGAUUUGAGCCUUCCUCUCCAGCAAAGAGACUACUGUUGUGUGGGGAAUGCCUUAUCUUUCCAGGACAGAAACAGACCCCAUGACCUGCCAGAGGGGAUGCUGGCAUUUUUCAGAAUAGGCGCUGGAGUUCCAGAGCCAAACAGGGAAGGGUGGCGUGGCCAGUUCUGGCCCAUCCCAGAGUUGUCAGAAGCCGCAAGUUGGUCUCAGUCCAGAUCUUCACCCGUCGCAGGCGCCCUCCAAGAUUGGUUUUCCUGCUUGUGGUAGCAAUUCUCUGAGCACCUGGAACCAGGACCAGUCAACUGCUGACAGCCAGCCAGCCAGCCAUCGGCCCAAGGGCACUGCUCCUCCUCAGCUCUGGACUUCCAUCCCCAGGACUUUUAACUGGAUUUUUUGGCAGGCCUUCUGAGGAGCUGGGGCAUGGCAUCUUGAAGCCCAGGAUAUCCGGGGUCAUCUCCUGCUCUCUGUGCCCUGCCCUUCAGAGCCCCAGCCUUCCAGUUCAGGAUGGGGAGGGAGCAGGACCUGAUUCUUGCUGUGAAGAAUGGGGAUGUAGCUGGGGUACAGAAGCUGGUGGCCAAAUUCAAGGCAGCUAAAAGCAAACUCCUCGGCUCCACUAAGAAGCUCAACGUAAACUACCAGGAUACAGAUGGGUUCUCAGCUCUGCACCAUGCAGCCUUGGGAGGCAGCCUGGAACUGAUGGCAUUAUUACUAGAGGCACAAGCCACAGUGGAUAUCAAAGACAGCAAUGGCAUGCGUCCCUUGCACUACGCAGCCUGGCAGGGCCGGCUGGAACCCGUGCGCCUGCUCCUGAGAGCAGCCGCUGCCGUCAAUGCUGCUUCCCUGGACGGGCAGAUCCCGCUGCACCUGGCGGCCCAGUACGGGCAUUAUGAAGUGUCAGAAAUGCUUCUGCAGCAUCAGUCUAACCCCUGCCUCGUCAACAAGGCUAAGAAGACCCCUCUGGAUUUGGCCUGUGAGUUUGGACGACUCAAGGUAGCCCAGCUACUCCUAAAUAGCCACCUAUGUGUGGCUUUGUUGGAGGGCGAGGCCAAGGAUCCAAAUGACCCCAACUACACCACCCCCCUGCACCUGGCGGCCAAGAAUGGGCACAAGGAGGUUAUCAGGCAGCUGCUGAGAGCUGGGAUUGAGAUCAACCGCCAGACAAAGACAGGCACCGCCCUGCAUGAGGCAGCGCUCUACGGCAAGACCGAGGUGGUGCGGUUGCUGCUGGAGGGUGGUGUGGACGUGAACAUCAGGAAUACGUAUAAUCAGACAGCCCUGGAUAUCGUGAACCAGUUCACUACUUCCCAGGCCAGCCGGGAAAUCAAGCAGUUACUGCGGGAAGCAUCAGGGAUCCUGAAGGUCCGGGCUCUCAAGGAUUUCUGGAACCUCCAUGACCCUACUGCCCUCAAUAUCCGGGCUGGAGACAUCAUCACGGUUCUUGAACAGCACCCUGAUGGACGAUGGAAGGGACAUAUACAUGAGAGCCAACUGGGCACUGAUCGGGUGGGAUACUUCCCACCGGGCAUUGUGGAAGUGGUCAGCAAGCGGGCUGGGGUCACCAUACCCCGCCCCGCAGCUGGGACCAUACCGCUGCGCCCAAAUUUUGCCAGGACCCCUCAGCUGCCAACUGAUGACUCCCUGCACCCUCUCACUUAUAGCCAACUUCCUCGGGUUGGCAUUAGCCCAGAUAGCCCAGCAGCCAGUGACAGAAACAGUGUGGGCAGUGAAGGGAGUGUGGGCAGCAUCCGCAGUGCAGGUAGCGGUCAAAGUUCAGAGGGCCCAAAUGGACACAACACUGGCCUCCUCAUUGAGAAUACCCAGCCACUGACCCCUACUGGAGAGGACCUGUCUCUGCCUGGCCUACACCCCACAUCCCUACCAGAAGGCUUGAGCCACUGGUCUCUGACGAACCAUCGCCCUAGGGAACAAAUCUUCAACCAGGAUGUGAGACCGGAACAGCUGCUGGAGGGGAAGGAUGCUCAGGCUAUUCACAACUGGCUGAGCGAGUUCCAGCUGGAAAGCUAUACCACUCACUUCCUGCAGGCUGGUUACGACGUGCCAACCAUCAGCCGAAUGACGCCAGAGGACCUGACAGCCAUUGGGGUGACGAAGCCUGGGCACAGAAAGAAAAUUGCUACUGAGAUCACCCAGCUUAACAUUGCAGAAUGGCUACCCAGCUACAUCCCGGCGGACCUACUGGAGUGGCUGGGGGCCCUGGGGCUGCCUCAGUAUCACAAACAACUAGUGAGCAGUGGCUAUGAUUCCAUGGGGCUGGUAGCCGACCUCACCUGGGAAGAGCUGCAGGAAAUUGGAGUCAAUAAACUCGGCCAUCAGAAGAAGCUGAUGCUGGGAGUGAAACGUCUGGCAGAGCUUCGAAGGAGCUUGCUGCAGGGGGAGGGUCUGAGUGGGAGUGGGGGUGGUGGUGGGAGGCAAGUGGCAGGGGGUCCAGAAGUGAUGGCUAUUGAGGGAUUGGAGAAUGGUGAUGGCCCUGCCGGACCCCGGUUGGUCACCUUCCAAGCCAGUGAACUCAGCCCUGAACUGCAAGCAGCCAUGGCGAGGGGUACCCCAGAGCCACUGACCUUACCCCCAACCCGUUCUCCUAGCCAGGAGAGUAUUGGGGCACGUUCUAGGGGUUCUGGGCACUCUCAGGAACAACCUACCCCUAGAUCCAAUACUGGGCACCCCAGUCCUCCUCCAGAGAGGAAUCUCCCAGAGGGUAACGAACACCCUUCCAGCAAGGACACACCCCCCUAUAUGCUCAUGCAUCCCCAAAGUUCACCCCCUAGUCCAGCUCCUGUGCCAUCUUCUAGUGUCCCCCGGGCCUUCUCCUACCUGUCUGCUUCCUCUUCAACUCCUCCUGACCCUCCCCGACCCAAACGCCGCUCCCACAGCUUGAGCCGCCCAGGACUGACAGAAGGGGAGGCUGAAGGACCAGUAGGUAGUGCCUUGGACAGCUAUGCUACUCUGACCCGGCGCCCUGGUCGAAGUACCCUGACCCAGGUCAGCCCUGGCUCUGCUCUAACUAGGGGAGCUCCCCGUAGCCAGUCCUUUGCCCUACGGGCUCGCCGAAAAGGGCCCCCACCUCCACCUCCCAAGCGCCUCAGCUCUGUCUCUGGUACUACGCCUGACUCUCUUCUGUCUGGUGGGAGCCCAGGGCCCGAAGAAGAAGCUGUAGCAUCCAGGAGACGCACACUGAGUGAACCAACUGGUCCUUCGGAUCCCCCGGGCUCUCCUGCACCUGGGAGUCCUGCUUCAGAUACAGAAGAGGAGCGGGGUUCUGAAGGGACAUCCCAUUCCCGGGGCAGCUCUGGUGAGGGACUGCCCUUUGCUGAAGAAGGCAACCUGACUAUCAAGCAGCGGCCCAAGCCUGCCGGCCCCUUGAACCGUGAGGUCUCUAUUCCCCCUGGACUUGACUUCAACCUCACAGAGUCAGAUACUGUCAAGCGGAGGCCCAAAUGUCGGGAGAGAGAGCCACUGCAGACAGCACUUCUGGCUUUUGGAGCUGCCACUCCCACCCCAAUCCUCUCGGCCCCAUUGCCUUCACAGCCCACCACCGAUUCCCCGGCACCUCCCCCAUCCAACACUUUGACUCCCACCCCUCCAGUUCCUGGCCCUAACAACUCACUGACUCUUAACACCACUGCCUCCUCCCUCUCCACCAAUAUCCUGACUCAGAUUCCUGGUCCCCAGUUGCCUGGGUCUGGCCUGGAGGACUCAGUGGCCACCCAGCAAAAGGGGGAAAUGUCCUCAGCUCCCCUGGCCCUCAUCAAGGUGCCAGUAGGAGGUGUAUCUCCCAAACCUGUGUCAGUGGCUUGUACACAACUUGCAUUCUCAGGGCCUAAGCUGGCUCCCAAACUUGGUCCUCGCCCUGCCCCCCCACCAAAACCUGAGAACGGGGGAGCACCCAUUGCUGCUCAUGCCCAGCAGAGACUAGAGCAGACCAGCUCCUCCCUGGCAGCUGCCCUGAGGGCUGCUGAAAAGAGCAUCGGUGUUGAGGAUCGAGAAGGCCUUUCCCAACCUGGCAAUUCCAAGCACAUCCUGGAUGAUAUCAGCACCAUGUUUGAUGCCUUAGCUGACCAACUGGAUGCUAUGCUAGAUUGAGCGGAAACCUAGCUCUUCACGCAAAUGACAGCUUUGCUCCAGCAAGGAAGAAGUUAACAGUACGUAGGCAAGGGCUGGGACCUGCAAGAAGCAGGAGCAGAACUGGAGUGCCCUUCCGUGCCUGCUCCUCCUGUAAGCCAAUACCUGUCAGUACCACAGCUCCACCCCUGAACAGCCCCUAGCCUGAGGGGCGAAGCAAACUUGUUGGAGCCUGACAGGCUCAGGGGCCCCAGCUCUAGCACCUGGCCUUGUGUAAUCUGACCUGAUAGCUCUGCCCCCUUGGACAUGGCCUCUGGGAAAAGCUUCCUCUCCAGGCUGUAGGGGACAAAGGCCUUGUGGUAUUUUGUUCCUGCCCACUCCUGUCUUCAUCCCCAGCCAGUGUAUCCUGGGAGGGACAGACCUGACAGGCAAAAGAACUUUCCCCAGAAAAGAAUGACUUCUUAUGGAUGACUGGAAGGGGUUCGAGAUGAAGGGAUGGUUAGAAGCAAAGUUCAAGCCCUUGACCUAUCCAGGAUGGUCUUCUUUGCUGUCCCAGUGCCUGCUCCCAGCUGGACCUGUGUGUGUAUAUAGGACAUGUAAAUAGGCCGUGCUGGGUCUGUCAGCAGGGCAUGGCACCUAGAAGCUAUGAAGCCACAACCAGGUGCCCAUCAGUCUCCUUACCCUCGUUCCCCUUUCCCCCACUGCUCUGACAAAGCUGCUGUGAUGUUGGGUGUGGUGCCCAGGCUGUGUUAUGGGCCUGGUGUUAUUGGCCAACUUGUGUGUAAUUCCAGAUUUUUUUAAGCAGAGAGAAAGGUGUAUAUUUUAAAUGGAAUUUUCUCUAUUAACAGGCAGGGAGGGGCUGUAGCUACCUUGGACCAGAGAAGUGCUCUGGUUAAGUCAGCAGCCCCCUCUCUCUGACCAUUAACCCCUUCCCAACACUAACUUCAAUGAAAGACUCAUUCCACUUGA